GGGUGUGAGGGCUCACGUAGGGGCCCAGGUGGAGCCGCCAUCAUUGCAGCCAACGAGUGGAGCACCAGCGAGAGCCCGGAGGAGGGGCAGGAGGAUGAAGUGGAUGGGAUGGACAAGGCCGGAAUGGAAGGUGAUGCAGAGGGCAUCUGGAGCCCUGACAUCGAACAGAGUUUCCAGGAGGCUCUGGCCAUUUAUCCCCCCUGUGGCCGCAGAAAGAUCAUCCUUUCAGACGAAGGCAAGAUGUAUGGUCGUAAUGAGCUGAUAGCAAUAACAUUACAAUUUAAAACAGCAAGAAGUAGGACCCGUGUGUCUAGCCAUCUGCAGGUUCUUGCGCGGAGAAAGUCUCGCGAGAUUCAGUCUAAGCUGAAGGCCAUGAACUUGGAUCAGGCCUCCAAAGACAAAGCCCUGCAGAACAUGGCCGCUCUUUCCUCCGCUCAGAUCGUUUCUGCCAGUGUGAUGAAGAGUCAGCUGCCUCCUCUUCCUCAGCACCACUAUCCUCCUCCAGCCCGGUUUUGGCCCGGCCCCAUCCCAGGACAGCCUGGACCUUCUCAGGACAUCAAACCCUUUGCACCGAGUCCAUACUCCACCCUUCAGCCUCCACUGCCUCCACCCAUAUCAAGUUAUGAGCAGUUACCCACUCCGCACCCUACGAGUGCCACUGCCAUGCCUGUGUGGCAGGACCGGACCAUUGCCUCCUCUAAACUGCGCAUGCUGGAGUACUCUGCCUUCAUGGAGGUCCAGAGAGACCCUGACACUUACAGCAAGCACCUGUUUGUCCACAUCGCCCAGACUAACCCCUCAUACACAGACCCUCUCCUGGAGGCCGUGGACAUCCGUCAGAUCUACGACAAGUUUCCAGAGAGGAAGGGAGGGCUGAAGGAGCUGUAUGAGAAAGGCCCUCAGAACGCCUUCUUUCUGGUCAAAUUCUGGGCUGAUCUGAACAGCAGUAAUGUUCAGGAUGGCGCAGGCUCGUUCUAUGGGGUCAGCAGUCAGUACAGCAGCGCUGAAAACAUGAGCAUCACUGUCUCCACUAAAGUCUGUUCUUUUGGGAAACAGGUGGUAGAGAAAGUCGAGACGGAGUAUGCGCGUGUUGAGGGCGGGAGGUACGUUUACCGGAUCCAUCGCUCACCCAUGUGUGAAUACAUGAUCAACUUCAUCCAUAAACUCAAACACCUGCCAGAGAAAUACAUGAUGAACAGCGUCCUGGAGAACUUCACUAUACUGCAGGUUGUCACAAACAGAGACACACAAGAGACUUUGCUUUGCAUUGCGUUCGUGUUUGAGGUGUCCACAAGCGACCACGGAGCACAGUAUCACGUUUACAGACUCGUCAAGGACUGAACAACCAGCUGUGCCCAAACACCUCCAGACGCCGUUCAUCCAAUGCGUACCAACAAAGUGAGGAGAAGAAAAUUAGACAAACCUGAAGCUCAUGAACACAAUCAUGGACAAAACACAAACCGGGAUCCUCUGCACUAGGUUGUGCUGUAUAUGUAGAUGUGUUCCUUAAAAGCAACGGAAAUGUACUUUCAGGGAUAAUUCUGUUUCUUAUUGUUUUGUGGAGGAGAGGUCUUGAAUGUCUGUGGUGGGUGAACUCUGUCACGUUUAUGGUACUAGACUCUGAAGGCACGAAGGUCUUUUUAAAAGCCAUUGUAAGCGAAUAGGAAAGGAAUUCUGGUCGAUACGAGUCUUUCUCUAAUCAGGAACGUUGCGAUAGUGUAUGUUUGUCUUUCAUUUAGAAGCAGCAGCUUGCUACCUCUGACCUUUGACAGAUCGCGGGCUCAGAUUGUGCUCAGAACGAUGUGCAAGUCUUG
This is a messenger RNA of Sinocyclocheilus grahami, 1814 nucleotides long. Its product is annotated as transcriptional enhancer factor TEF-5-like. The transcript is spliced from 13 exons. Gene Ontology annotation, molecular function: DNA-binding transcription factor activity, RNA polymerase II-specific; RNA polymerase II cis-regulatory region sequence-specific DNA binding. The record is from RefSeq and is a predicted model, not a curated record. Lineage: Eukaryota; Metazoa; Chordata; Actinopteri; Cypriniformes; Cyprinidae. The coding region runs from base 109 to 1341 and encodes 410 amino acids. Gene Ontology annotation, cellular component: transcription regulator complex. Gene Ontology annotation, biological process: regulation of transcription by RNA polymerase II; hippo signaling; embryonic organ development.